CAUCAUAAUUUUAUUAACCCAGGAUUAAGUUCAACGGUAAUCCAAUCGAGACCUUGACAGAAACAAACGAUUUGGGGUUUUUUUGCAUCCCUGGUUGUAUUUGGCGCUAGAGAACCCCCAACAGCAGUCAAAUGGAAAACGAUGAAAUGAGGACAUAAAGUUAUCCGAUCUUGUGAGCCGAACUGUGUAACCUAGCUAUUCUUAAAUCCCCCCCACCCCCUCUAAUGAUCCAAAGCACAAUGCUGCGACACUUGCAGAAUAUACCUACAGUUUAAGUCAAAUUGCAGCAACCGAGACUCUGGCGCAAAUGAGAAGGCUAUUAUCCGGUUUAAGACUUGCAGUUUUGCUUUGCACCGCGUGGAAAAGCGAGGGAUAGAGGCAAAGCGGUUUCCAGAGCAAUUUGUUAAAUAGCGUUUUCAAGUGCGCAGAAUAUCAGGCUACUUGGAGGUCCUUUGUAUGUAAAUCGGGUCUAAACAAAAAAAAAGAGAGAGCCCUCCCCAUCUUUGUAAAUUAAUUGACACGUUAGACCACUCAUCACAGCGUGAAGCUCCAAUGGUGGAGUGUCAGAUAUGUCUACACCAAUACCACCCCUCCCUACCAAGCGCGCACACACACACACACAUACACACACACACACAUAUACCAUCCUACAAACCACCGCCUACCUCCGCUGGGCUCACCCCAGCCAGCUAACGCAAUUUCACAUCGGCAAACAUAGUCUUCACCCACUUGACUCCCAGGACCCGCCCACACGUGUUCAACCUUUUGGCACUUUUUUUUUUAAUGCUCCCCCCCCCCCCCCCCCCUCCCCUCCCCACCCCCACCAUCCUCUCACCCUCUCUCUCUCUCACAUACACACACUGUGCAGGUUCAUGUAUUGUAACCAGCCCGACAGGACCAGAUCAGCAGUAGAAAUGGCUCAUUCCUUCGACCUCACAGUAGGCGCGAAGUAAGAUUGGAACAGGGGCGAAGCUUUGAUCAUUUUGCCAGCCUUACAAUAUUAUGAUCCCCCCCUCUCUAUCUCUUUCUCUCUUUGGGGGAGAGGGAAGUCACACGUUAAAUAUUGACACUAACUGGUGUGGUUCGACAGGAGCAAAGCUCGAACAGCACUAAACACCGACCCGCCUUCGCUCUGCGUUUUUUGUGUCUGUGUGCAUGAGAGUGUCUCUCUUUUUCAACAGCGGAUUGAAAGGGGGGGGGGGGAAAGCUGCAACUUUCCUUGCAUAAAUUUGGCCAGAAUAUGUCGCUGACCAACACAAAGACGGGCUUUUCAGUAAAGGACAUCUUGGACCUCCCGGACACCAACGACGAGGACGGCUCGGCGGCGGAGGCGACGGAGGAAGACGGCGAGGCUUCCGGAUCGCCCCAAACUUCGGGGUUUGCCAGGCAAAGUUCGCUGGAAACUGUACAGAGGCUCCCGCUGAAGAACCCCUUUUACGAUAGCGCCGAUAAUCCGUACACCCGGUGGCUGGCCACGACCGAGAGCAUCCAGUAUUCGUUACACGGGAUUUCAACCAGCAACUCAAAACAGCAAAACUCCUCGAGUAAGUCUUCGGAUCCUUCGGCGGACGAGUCGCAGGAUAAUGCAACCGAGACUUCAAGCAACGACAGCGAGUCGGGCAAGAAAAGGAAACGACGGGUACUCUUUUCGAAAGCUCAGACUUACGAACUGGAGAGGCGUUUCAGGCAACAGAGAUACCUGUCGGCGCCCGAGAGAGAGCACCUCGCCAGUCUGAUCAGACUCACGCCCACCCAGGUGAAGAUCUGGUUUCAAAACCACAGGUAUAAGAUGAAGCGGGCCAGAGCCGAGAAAGGUAUGGACGUGAAUCCUCUACCCUCACCCAGAAGAGUGGCCGUACCGGUUCUAGUGAGGGACGGCAAACCAUGUCACGCUAGUAUGGUGACGAACGCUCUCAAAACCCAGGACUUGGCUACGGCCACCUUCCAAGCCAGCAUCGCCUUCCCAGCUUAUACCACUCAGUCCCUCCAACACAUGCAAUAUAACACCCAUUUCAGCUCUGCCAGUAAUCCCCAGUAUCACACACACCCUCUGGUCCAGAGCCAGCAAUGGACUUGGUGAACCGUUGCGUAAGGAAGGACUGCUUGAGAACUGGGCAUUAUAUAUAUAUUAAAUGAAUAUAUAUAGUAUAUAUGUAUGUGCGUGCAUGUGUGUGUGUAUGUACCUAUAUACAUAUAUACCGGCACAACAUACGUUUGGGACCGUGAUUCAGCUGAGCUUUUUUUUGUCGCCGUCUGUUUACAAAUUAUAUUGACUAUGAAACCGGUUUUCUGCGUGUUUAGAACUGCGAAUUCAGCGCUCUUGUGACUUGUAAAGUAUGUCUUUGUAUUGUAGGAAUGUUUUCUCGUCACUUACAUUUGUUGUAUAAAAGGCAAGUGAGUACAAAAAAAAACCUUUUGAAAUCAUGAAGAAACAUUUUAUUUCGCAUUCCCCAUUUUUUUUUUUUAAUAUGAAACUUGAGAUAUUUAUAGCCCUUUGUAAUCGGAUGUUUAGUUGGGUCCGUUUUUGGUUUUGACGAGGGUACGGGUGGGUUUUGGGGGGGAAUGGACUGCCUCGGUCGCGACUGUUUGCCAGAAUGAGGGCGUUUGUUAAAUGCGAACAUUUUUUCCCCGAUGUAAUUUAGACCUUGUCAAAGAGCCGAAGUUUCCGAGAGUAAUGGUAUGAAUAAUGACCAAAAAAAAGCGCCUUGAUGAGAGAUUUUCCGAGUUUUUAUAUUAAGAAUUUUAAUAAAAUGUUGUGUCUCAAAA
This is a messenger RNA of Amblyraja radiata (thorny skate), 2766 nucleotides long. Its product is annotated as homeobox protein Nkx-2.2a. The transcript has 2 exons. Gene Ontology annotation, biological process: cell differentiation; regulation of transcription by RNA polymerase II. Bases 1241 to 2080 code for a protein of 279 amino acids. Lineage: Eukaryota; Metazoa; Chordata; Chondrichthyes; Rajiformes; Rajidae. The record is from RefSeq and is a predicted model, not a curated record. Gene Ontology annotation, cellular component: nucleus. Gene Ontology annotation, molecular function: DNA-binding transcription factor activity, RNA polymerase II-specific; RNA polymerase II cis-regulatory region sequence-specific DNA binding.